Messenger RNA from Rattus rattus (black rat), 1897 nucleotides. Its product is annotated as melanoma-associated antigen B18-like. The record is from RefSeq and is a predicted model, not a curated record. Gene Ontology annotation, biological process: negative regulation of transcription by RNA polymerase II. Lineage: Eukaryota; Metazoa; Chordata; Mammalia; Rodentia; Muridae. The coding region runs from base 143 to 1120 and encodes 325 amino acids. The transcript has 2 exons. Gene Ontology annotation, cellular component: nucleus.
GUUAUUUUCUGCUGUUCUUCAAGGGCAGCGAAGCUUCUUGGAAGCUUUGGCUUGAGCGUACAGUGAGGAACCUCCGUUUGUCAAGGGUGACCUCUUCCUCAACCUGUUUGCAGUAUUACCUGUGGUCCCCACUACAGUCAUCAUGCCUCGUGGCCAGAAGAGCAAGCUCCGUGCCCGUGAGAAGCGCCGCCAGGCCCGUGAUAAAAAUGCACUGGAGGGACAAGCCUCUCCAAGUCCUUUCUUUGACUGUCCACAUCAGACUAUUCCUGUUGCUGGUAUGCCUACACCUCCCAACAUGCCAAUGGGAGCUGAUUCUACCUAUUCAGACACAUAUGCAAAUACACAUGCCCAAAACCUAGAUGAGAAAAGUUCGGAUGACUCCGACGACGUUGAGGACUGGUGUAAAGAUCCUAUAAACCACAAAGUUGUCUUACUGGUACAAUUCCUGAUAGAGAAGUAUCGAAAGAAAGAAGUUAUCACAAAGGCAGAUAUGCUGAAGUCUGUUAUCAAAACAUCUAAGAAUCACUUCAAUGAGAUCCUGAAGAGAGCUUCAGAGCACAUGGAACUGGCCUUUGGUGUUGAUCUGAAGGAAGUAGAUCCAAACAGGCACUGUUAUGCCCUUUUUAACAAACUUGAAUAUACCUUUGAUGGAGUGAUGGGUGAAGAAAAAUUGCCCAAUAGUGGCCUCCUAAUGAUUGUGCUGGGUGUGAUAUUCAUGAAAGAUAACUGUGCCUCUGAAACAGAGAUUUGGAAUGUGCUGAGUAUGAUGGGUGUAUAUGCUAAUAAAAAACACUUCAUCUAUGGAGAUCCUAAGAAGGUCAUCACUGAAGAAAUGGUACAGCUAAAAUACUUGGAGUACCGACAAGUGCCCAACAGCAAUCCUCCAUCUUUUGAAUUCUUGUGGGGUCCAAAAGCCCGUGCUGAGAUCAGCAAGAUGAAAAUCUUGGAGUUUUGGGCCAAGAUCCAUGAUACUACACCAGAUUCCUUCGCAACCUUGUAUGAAGCAGCUCUCAAAGAUGAUGAAGAAAGAGCCCAAGCCAGGGCUGCAGCCAGGGCUCGCACUGCUACAACAGCCAGUUCAUAUUCAAGAGCCAUGAUGCACAGCUCCCCCCCAUACUAAGUAAUGUUUAAGACUAUUUCAUCAAUAUUUGUAAAGGUCAGUAAGCUACCUAAUAGUGGAAGGUUAAUAUAUUAUGAAGGGAGCAAGUGCUUAUAAUAUUUCUAUUUCUCGUUUAUAUUAGUAAAGUCCAGUUUUACUUUUACCCUCUUGUAAUUCUAGGUUACACACCAAAGGUUGAAGUCUGAGGAAGAUUUUCUUUGUGGAAAUUAAGGACAAUGGACAAUUUAAAUAGUAGAUGGACACUCUAGAAGGAGCACAUUGAAUAUCACUGUUGCAUUCUUAUGCCAUAUUUAAGUUUCAUUUCACUUUUUUGUGUUAUAUUUCAGAUGUUUCUUGUAAAAGGUUUCAGUAAUUUAAAAUGUAAAAUAAGUAACACUUAUACAUUUAUAGUUUGAUGUUUUGGGAGGAAGAGUCACUUUUCUUUAGGGGUGUGACUGCUGGUAUGUUCUCCAUGUCCCAGUGGACUAAUGUACACCUGGACCCAUAUGGGUAGCACUAACUGGACUUAACUAUUUUGUUAUUUUUAGACAUGUAUAGGAAGAAAGGGAGAGCUCCGUGUCAUUUUGAAUUUACCAGUUUGUUCAAUAUUAGCGUUUUGCUGGCUCAGUGAGUAAAAUCUGGGUCAAAAUAUAGUUGGUGAUAAAUAACACUGAGAUAGCAUAAUGAGAGGAUACUUAGUUCUUAGUUUUCUUUAUUUCACUUCAUUGUAUACAAACAAAAUGUAUGUACUUUGUUUUACUGUGGAAUUUAGGUGAUAAUAAAGUUUUUAAGCUGUAA